CAUUAAGACUUUGCUUUUCGAGAGGAACUUUAGCAGAUGUAUUGCAUUCAUGUUUCAACCCCAAUCUUUCAUGUACAUACGUUCUUUUGAAGUUUUGUCCCAUGCAUGGGUCUUCAGCGUACUUUAUCAUCAUCGGGCUCGUUCCAAGCCGUUCUUGUAAAGUCUUCUUCAUGACUGUCUUUGGCUUUGGCCCCAUUCUGUCAAAGACGGCGGGUCUUGAUCUUGCCCCCCAAUCCAAUCAAAGACGGAAUACUUCGGCUUAGAAGUCACUUCGUCCUCUUUAUCAUUAGGCCUCUUCUUCUUCCGCUCUUUACUCCAGUAGUCCAGCCGCUUCGAUGUUCUAAAUAUUUAAUUCUCCGUCUCUUCGAUCUUCGAUUUUACACCAGACUCUCAUUCUCCUUCUCAAUUAAUAUGAAAACCCCACUCAUCGUAAUAGGCUAUUUAUAUGCAGCGGCAGCAGUGGUAAGUCUGAUUUCUAAUAAUCUCUUCUCUCUCGCACUAGACUGGUUAAAGAAGUUAAGAAGCAACUCUCAAGAUCCUUCAGAAAGAUUUAAAGAGGUUUGGAUCUGCUGCAAAAGGAGGUAUGCAAUUUAUGCAUCUAAUAAUCUAUGAACGGUUUAAUACUCCGUAUGUGACCUUCUCCUUGAGCUUGUCUAUCCUAAGCCUAAUUGGUAUAAGCCUGGACAUUGGACAAUCUGGUUUGAUCAUAACUUCAUAAGCUUCUCUUUUCUUGUCUUUUGAUCUGCACUAGGAAAUUUAAAUUUUGAAAACUAGAUUAAUUUAUCCUCUAAAUUUGUUAAUAUCUUUUGAAAUUAAUAGUUAUUAAAUUUGUUGAUAUUUUUUGUGCUACUGCGUUAAUAUCAGAUAGUGUAUUGGGAUCUCUUAGUACUCAUUUUAUUAUAUUUUUAAAUUUUACCAGACUAGUUAUUGUUUAAUUUUCUUUGUUUUGUAUGAGCUUGUGCAUUGAUUUGAUAUGAUUUGAUUUAUUUCAUAUAGAUUAUGAAAUUUAUUCUUUUUUCUUGUAUAGAUGGAUCCCCUCAAUGUGUCUGAUUCAAUCCUAGAAACACAAGAUGCAUCUAGCCCCGCAAACCCCACACCCACAGAGAAUCAAAACCCCUCCCCUAUUCAAGUUUCUGGUGUUAAAGCAGAAAAUGGGAGUGCUGGGAAAAAGAAAUCAUAUCUUUGGAGUCAUUUUACUCUCAUUCCGGGGAGGGAUCCAAAAGACCCUAUGUGCUCUUGUAACUAUUGUGGGGCACAAUACAAGUGUCAUAGUAGGAAGCACGGAACUAGUAGUAUGAAAGUUCAUUUUGAGCAUCAAUGUAAAAAAAAAUCCACACAAAGUCCAGGAUAAGAAACAGAAUUGUUUGAGCUUUAACACAUCUGGAAAUGGUAAUUGGCAGAUCCUAUUGAAGAUCCAUCAAUUGAUAAUUUUGAUAUAUUGUCAUGGUGGAAGUUCAACUCUUCCAAGUAUGCUGUACUUUCUCAAAUUGCAAAAGAUGUUCUUGCCAUUCCUGUGUCAACUGUGGCUUCCGAGUCUGCGUUUAGCACUGGCGGUCGACUCUUGGAUCCAUUUAGGAGUUCAUUGAGUCCUAAGACAGUGCAAGAGUUGAUAUGCACUCAGAAUUGGCUUCGAGGCUCUCUUCUUCCAGAAAACAUAGACAUGGAGAAGAUGGAGGAGUAUGCUAUUGCAGAUUUAGGUGAAACUUCUACUGGCAAUGGUGAUGCAUUUUCUGGACAUUUUGGAGCUUUGGAUUGAUUGAUCAAGAUCUGGAUGUUGUUUGGUCUUACUUUUGUAAUCUGCAUAAUACUUAUAAUUCUGAAUUCAAGAAAUGCUUUUUGCUCUUGCUGUGAUUCAGUGUUGCUACUUGCUAGUUUUUGCCUUUUUUCCAAGUCUCAAUGAACUUCAUUAGUUUUUUUGUCAUGAGACAAUGUAAAGCUUUAAGAUUCUGCUGCAAUUUGCCGCAGUCAACUUUUAUAUUAAUGAAUCAUCAUUCUAUAUUA
Messenger RNA from Cuscuta epithymum, 2001 nucleotides. The record is from the annotation of a GenBank genome assembly. Lineage: Eukaryota; Viridiplantae; Streptophyta; Magnoliopsida; Solanales; Convolvulaceae.